This is a messenger RNA of Rhipicephalus sanguineus (brown dog tick), 2189 nucleotides long. Its product is annotated as acetylcholinesterase-1. Gene Ontology annotation, molecular function: acetylcholinesterase activity. NCBI's taxonomy places the organism in Eukaryota, Metazoa, Arthropoda, Arachnida, Ixodida, Ixodidae. The transcript is spliced from 3 exons. The coding region runs from base 83 to 2143 and encodes 686 amino acids. Gene Ontology annotation, biological process: choline metabolic process; acetylcholine catabolic process. The record is from RefSeq and is a predicted model, not a curated record. Gene Ontology annotation, cellular component: plasma membrane.
UUCCCAGCUCCCGACGCGAUGCAAGGGAUCCCCACUGGUCUACCCCCUUCCUGCUGCAACCAGUGGAGACCGAAGGGACGCAAUGCGGACAUGGGUGCUGUGCCUGCUGUUGGGGCUUGUGUGCCUUAUCGCCAUCUCCAUCGCCACCCUGGUGCUACAACUCCCUCCCGAGCUCCUGGCUAGCGCCGGGUCCGAGAAAGAUUCGGGCCAGGAAGGCCCGCCUUUGGUACCGGAGAAGCGAAAGGGAGACCUCGCCAUCAUCGGACCCGCCAAUGAUGUGUCCGGCACUUCUGAUGACGGGGAUAGGGACGUUGCAGCGGGACGGCCAGAGUCACUGCUGGCACCGCAAGACCCGCUACCGGACGCCUAUUUGGUUCCAUCGACGGGCAAUUCACCGGAUACACCCAGCCGAGGAGGGAGCAACAAUGACUUGGAGACAAACGUGGACGUGCUUAGCGCAACAGAUAUUAGCAUUGCAGUCGAAGCAGAAACAACGCCCACUCCGGUUACAUCGCCACCACAGUUGCCAGAGGCCACCAAAGACGGUCGUCCACUCGUCAAUACUACCACCGGCAUGGUGGUGGGCUUCAAAACCGAGGUGCUAGGCCGCAAGCUUGACGUUUUCCUUGGUAUUCCCUUCGCUACGCCACCGUUAGGAGAGCUCAGGUUCAAGAAACCGCUGCCAGUGCAACGCUGGGAGAAUGUUCUGGACGCCAAGGAGAUGGGUCCACCGUGCUACCACAUAUCUUUCGCAUCCAGCUGGAGUUGGGCUGCCAGCAAAAAGCCCGAAAGCGAAGACUGCUUGCACUUAAACAUAUGGACCCCCGAUACAACAGGACGCAAUGAGACGAAGGGCUCUACACAGCUGAGACCCAUGAUCGUCUUCAUUUACGGUGGAGGUUUCAACAUCGGUGCCACCGACUGGGAGUUCUACGAUGGCGGCGUGCUUGCGGCGUACGGUGACGUCGUCGUGGCUUCAAUGAACUACCGACUUGGGGCGCUGGGUUUCCUUAAUGCGGAUAUCGAGGACAUCCCGGGCAACAUGGGACUGUACGACCAGCACCUAGCUUUACGCUGGCUACACGAGAACGCAAGAUCCUUCGGCGCCGACCCUGGCCAUGUGGUGCUAAUGGGCGAAAGCGCUGGCGCCGUGUCUGCGGGCCUGCACCUCAUUUCCCCCAUGAGUCGCAACAUGGUGAAGCGUGUCAUCCUGCAGAGUGGCAGUCCGUUGUGGGACACGCCCGACAACACGGCCGAUGGAGUUAAGAAGGCGACGGAGUUCGCAGAGAUCUUCAAGUGCUCAAACUCCUCGCACAACUUCCAGGAUGGGACCACUGCCGAUGACGUAGUUCGCUGCCUGCGUGACAUCGACGCUGACGCGCUCUUCCGCACGGCCGAAAAAGCUCUGGGCAAGCGUGUGCUCACGUACCACCCUCGUCACGGUGACGACUUUAUGCCAAUCAAUGCGCACGAAGCUCUCAAGAAGGGUCUCUUCAAAGACUCGGACGUGCUCCUAGGCGUGAACAAGGACGAAGGCAGCAUCUUCGUGGCCAACACGCUUCCUUACAUCUUCCUCAACGGCCUCGCGCCGAACAUAACCAAAGACGAAGCGGCGUUCUACCUCAUCUUCUUCUUCCAGUACAUCAUACGGACAGGUACUCGCGACAUCAGGGACCACUACUUCAAGAACAUCAAGGACCGGGACUACCCGAGCGUUCGGAACGCGUUCAUCGAGGCCAUCGGCGAUUAUCUUCAAAUUUGCCCGACCAUCUACUACGGCGAGGUGUACUCGGAGUUUAACAACAGCGUCUACUUUUAUCACUUCUUGCAUCGGCCCAGCAACAGCUACUGGCCUGAGUGGCUGGGUACGGCGCAUUUCGAUGAGGUGGAGUUUGUGUUCGGUGUUCCGCUCAGGUUUCCCAAGCAGUUUACAGAAGAAGAGGUGCUGUUCUCGCGUCACAUUAUGGAUAUCUGGCUGACCUUCACAAAAACGGGCAAGCCGCCGGCCAUGGAUGGCAUCCCAUGGCCUCGCUACUCGGAACUUAAUCCAGUGCACAUGGAGCUCAGUCCCAAGCGGUUCCGGCUGGGCAAAGGAUUGCACGCCGACCACUGUCGCUUCUGGAAGAAGUUCAUUCUCAAGUGACGAACCUUGCGUCCUCAUCGUAGUGCAUUCCCAUUUACAAAGGCAA